Messenger RNA from Pleurotus ostreatus (oyster mushroom), 540 nucleotides. It is a transcript of the gene BNA1, whose product is annotated as 3-hydroxyanthranilic acid dioxygenase. NCBI's taxonomy places the organism in Eukaryota, Fungi, Basidiomycota, Agaricomycetes, Agaricales, Pleurotaceae. Gene Ontology annotation, molecular function: 3-hydroxyanthranilate 3,4-dioxygenase activity; iron ion binding. The coding region runs from base 1 to 540 and encodes 179 amino acids. The transcript has 4 exons. The record is from RefSeq and is a predicted model, not a curated record. Gene Ontology annotation, cellular component: cytoplasm. Gene Ontology annotation, biological process: quinolinate metabolic process; 'de novo' NAD+ biosynthetic process from L-tryptophan.
AUGAUGCCGCCCUUAAAUCUACCACUUUGGCUCAAGGAUAAUGAGCAUCUAUUGCAGCCACCGGUGAAUAAUUUCUGUCUCCACCGGGGCGGGGAUUUCGUAGUUAUGGCGGUGGGAGGCCCUAAUCAGCGUAGCGAUUAUCACAUCAACGAAACCGAGGAAUGGUUCUAUCAAUACAGGGGCCCGAUGCUGUUACGAAUCGUAGAGGAGAAGGAAUUUCGAGACCUCAGAAUAGAAGAAGGCGAGAUGUUCUUACUUCCAGCUAACACUCCACACAACCCUGUGCGCUUCGCUAAUACGGUUGGGAUCGUGGUUGAGCGAGUUAGACCCACAGGCGCCCUAGAUCGCCUACGGUGGUACUGUCAUUCGCCGAUCCAUCGCGAACCCACAAUAAUCCACGAAGAGGCCUUCCGUGUCACCGACCUCGGAAGUCAGCUCAAGCCGGUGAUCAAGAAGUGGAUGGAAAGGCGUGACCUGAGGAAGUGUAGGGAAUGCGGGCAAUAUGCCGAUGAGCAAUACUUGGCAUCGGCUAGAUUAUAA